Messenger RNA from Trichosporon asahii var. asahii CBS 2479, 1461 nucleotides. RefSeq lists its product as uncharacterized. Bases 1 to 1461 code for a protein of 486 amino acids. The record is from RefSeq and is a predicted model, not a curated record. Gene Ontology annotation, molecular function: protein binding. NCBI's taxonomy places the organism in Eukaryota, Fungi, Basidiomycota, Tremellomycetes, Trichosporonales, Trichosporonaceae. The transcript has a single exon.
AUGCUGCAGCUGCCGGUCGAGCUGAAGCUCAUCAUCCUCCGGCUGUUGCCCCGCGAGGACAUGUUCACCCUUCUCACGGUGAGCAAGGAGCUCAAGGCGCUUGUUCACCCCCUCUUCUACGAGCACAUGCUGUUCACGAAAGCCGGCUUCGCUUUCCCUCACGCGCCCAAUCCGUUCCCCCUCCUCGACGUACCCAACCUGCAGGUUCCCAACCCCGUCCUCGAUGAGGAGCGCGACAGUAUCGUCAACGGCAUUCGCACUAUCACCAUCGUUCCGCACUUCUUUGCCUCCUGUGCUGGCUGGCAGAACCUGCAGAAACGCAUCCUGCCACCCAACGCUGAAGUUCUCAAAGUCGAGCUCGCCUUCCCUUCGCCCGAUGGUAUCGCCUGUGGCCACCGUCCUGUCCGCUGCGGUCACUGCGGCAGAUGCCAGAUGAACGACGACGAUCACGAUGCUGAUGGCGCCCAUCCUUUCCCCGAGUGUGGAUUCAUCGAUGCUCUCCACAGUAUCACGCCGAACAAGGUCGUCAUCAAGAACUACCCCGCCCUUCUGAAUGGCCAAAGCUCCACCUGCCUGCCAAAGCUGGCCGAUGCUGCGUCUGAGUUCGUGGUUGUGCUCGAGCCACACGCGCUGCCGAACAGCGAGACAGUCGGGGGAUACUACUUCGCCGACGCCUGCCCCAACGGAGAUGACCACAUGGGAGCCAUGGCACUCAUGGACAUGAUUCCGAGCAACGCCACAGAAGUCACGCUGGUGUUCAUGACGCCGAAGCCCGGAACGGAGUGGGCGCCUGGCUGCAAGCACUACGAGUACGACUGGUACGCUCGAGGGUGUGUCACUCCAUGCCCCUGUGGCGGAGGCUGCUGUGACCGGGACGUCCUCCACUCAGACGACGACGUUGAGGAGGAGCAGCAGUCCUGCUGGCAGUCUGAAUUCUGGAGAGAUCUUGCGAGUGGUGUAGCCAAGUCGAAGGCCCGCAUCAACAUUGUCAACUAUUCCGCGAUCAUUCCCGACUGUGUCAACCGCUUCGAAGCACUCGAGACUCUCAAGCGCGGCGGCAAGCGUCUCACCGCGCGCAAGACGUUCUUGAACGAACUGCGCGACGCACACGAGACGAAGGAGGCAUACGACGCGCGCCUGCCCAACGUGCACCUCAUGUCGAUGGAGAACUGGAUCCGCUCCGGAGCUUGGGAGGACGUCUUUGAGCGCAAGGAGAUCAGCCUCUGGCUCGACCGCGUCGAGAAGCUCAAGACGAAGGCGAAGUGGAAGGCGAUCGCAAAGAAGCCCAAGACCAAGACUGCAAAGCAGAAGGUCAAGUCUGCGAAAGCAAGUACUACGAAGGACGGCACGCAGUCUGCCGAAGCCGCCUCCGCCGAUACUGCCAAACAAGCCACUCUCUCUGAGCCUGCCGACCGCUCUGUGCCCAUGGAGAUUGAUGCCACUUCCUCUUCGGGCUUGUGA